Molecule: messenger RNA, 957 nt
Organism: Candidozyma duobushaemuli
Lineage: Eukaryota; Fungi; Ascomycota; Pichiomycetes; Serinales; Metschnikowiaceae
Gene: BUD16
Product: putative pyridoxal kinase
Exons: 1
Coding region: 1-957 (318 amino acids)
Biological process (GO): pyridoxal 5'-phosphate salvage
Cellular component (GO): cytosol
Molecular function (GO): pyridoxal kinase activity
Source: RefSeq, a predicted model, not a curated record
AUGAAGUCAGUUCUUUCCGUUCAGUCCCACGUUGUCCACGGCUACGUUGGUGGUAGAGCUGCAACUUUUCCCUUGCAAUACCUCGGCUGGGAUGUCGACAAUAUCAACACUGUCAACUUUUCCAACCACACCGGGUAUGGUUUCGUGAGAGGAUCAGCAGUCAGUUCAAGCGAUAUGUCUGCUUUAUUUCACGGUCUAGUGGAUAUCAAAUGCAAGUAUGAUGCGAUAAUCCUGGGCUAUAUACCAUCUGCCGAGCUUAUUGACAUCUUGGCUGCAAAUAUCGUUCUGUUUAAGACGAAUAACCCAGACUCAACCUACGUCUGUGACCCUGUCAUGGGUGACCAAGGGCAUCUCUAUGUGGAUGAUGCAUGUGUUGAGGCCUACAGGAGACUCUUACGGGAGGGUAAUGUUGAUGUCAUAACGCCCAACCAGUUUGAGUUGGAGCUUCUCAGCGGAUCUAAAAUAUCUAAUGAGGUUGAACUCAGGCAGGCCGCAGAACAGCUUCAUGAAGGCUGCAACAUCAAGCAUAUCGUGAUCACAAGCUUGGCAGACGGUUUCUCGUUUGGAAACAAGUGUGACCCAAACUCCAUCUACUGCGCUGUAUCCUCCAAAAGCCAAUCUUCCAUCGAGUACUAUAGAAUUCCAAUGAUCAAGUCUUACUUCACUGGAGUCGGCGAUCUUUUCACUGCACUUCUUUUAGACAAAUUCUACAACAACCCAGGAAACAUCGGUCUAGCAGUCAACCAAGUGCUCACCAUCAUGGCAGAGGUGCUUAAGCUCACUCAUAAAUUAGGCACGGAAGAAUUUUGCAGCUACAAGAAAAUACCUCUUACAGAAGAUUUAGAAGGUAAAAUGAACGAUGCUGAUUCGAUGCGUUUCUUCGAGCUUCGCAUAAUCCAAGCCAGGGAAUUCUACAAUUACGCCGGUGACGGUGCUUUCGAUCAGAUCGAAACCUAA